AGUGUCAAUGCAUACAAAUAAAUCAAACGGCACAACGUACCCCAACCAAUAACAAGUUACCUGACUGCCUAGGCGGCUUGCACCCGUGAGCACAACGGACAGAUGACCGGGCAUUAAUUUUUUGUCAAUCAUUUUACAAGACUGAUUCGCACUGGAAUAAAUACUUGUGGAAAUAUAUGUACUUAAGAUGUGGUGCCCAAUUAAGAAAAAUAUUUAUUUCAUAUUUUAGCUAACACAAGUUUAAGGCAAAACUUGGAUCCCUGUAAUCUUCCGAAGCAAAAACGCAAUCUAAAUAUCUAAACAAGUUGAACGAAAUAUUUUUAAGAUGGACGAUAAUAUUAUCAAACAUUUUUUCCAAUUGGCCCUGAAAGGAGGUGGUGAGGCGACAUUGGCAGUAAAAUCCCAAUGGACUAACAAGGCUAACCUCUUAGCACAUCAGGAAUACUUUAUCCAGUUGGAAAAUGAAUAUGCUGCUAAUUCAGAACAGCUCUUCCACUCCACAGUCACACCCACGCAUCGUGGAGGUAGCAACAAGGGAAUAAAAUUGCUGGAGAAACAUCGUGUCAACAUUGCCACCUUGUUGGAUCAUGUCAACAACGUGAUUGACGGCAAGUUCUUUCUCUGUCGUACAAUCUCUCCCACGUCAAAGAUGACAGGAAUCAUGCUAAUUGUUGAGGAUCCUGAAGGCGAAAAAGCUCUUCGACUCGCCCUAUACAAUUAUUCUGAAUUGACGGGUGACAAUUUGAAUCUUCUCUUCCCCGUGGGAUUAAUCAUGGCUGUGAAAAGUCCAUUCCUCAAGGUGGGCAUGGACGGCGGUCUCCUUCUCCGUUGCGAUAAUCCUGCCAACCUUAUCAUCAUUUCGGAAUCAAAUUUUACCACCAUGUUUCCAAAUCUCGGCUGGAAGGGGACCAUCGAGGCGAAAUAUCUGCUCAAAACGAAGAAAUCAGCAAAUGAGGAGAAGGUCGUGCAAGCGAAAAACUCUGGAAACAAGGCAUUCAUCGAGAAGAAAUAUUUUGACGCGAUUCGGUUCUACACGGAUGGACUGGAGCUUUGUAAAGAUGUGGAGGUGAAAAUCGAACUCUUAUCAAAUCGAGCCGCUGCUUAUAUCAGUCUUGGUUGUUAUCGGGUCGCACUUAUCGAUGCUACCGCCGUUCUGCAGCGAGAUCCCGGCCACAUCAAAGGAAUCUAUCGAAAUGUGCGGGCUCUCUGGGGACUCGGUCGGUACGAGGAAGGAUUGACCUUUCUAAAAAGAAAAUUUAAGAAAAUCCCAGCUCUCAAGAAGGAAACGGUCCUAUCCGAUCUGCAAAAUUUGGGGGAGCAGUUUGUCAUCCAACAUGAAACUGGGAUCUACGACAUGGCAAACAUUAUCAAGACAAGUGAUCAUGAUAAUAAGAAUCCUGACUUGGCCGAAUUUAUGGGGGCCUUGGAAAUUGCAGAGAUUCCGGGAAAGGGUCGCGGCCUCGUGGCGAAGAAAGACUUCAAGGCUGGCGAUCUUCUCAUGUGCUGCAAAGCUUUCGUUAACUACAAACCCGACCAAGAACCCAACGGGGAUAUUCAUUUAUCAGUGGACACGUUGGCGAAAAAGAUAUCAGAUCACGACUUUGUCAUUGCGGGCAAAGUCGCGCAGAAAAUUUCACUUGAUGCUGAAUUGGGGACGGAAUUUUAUGAACUUUUCGCUGGCCGAGACUUUGACACAACUCAAGAAGAAGAUGACGACAAUAGGAUCCACCGGAUCGUGGCGAUCAACAGUUUCUCUCCUCGAAAUACCGAUUCGACCAUAAAAAUCAGCGGGGUUUGGAUUACUCCUUCAUACUUUAACCAUUCUUGCAUCGACGCCAAUGCUUUGUGGACGGUUUACGGGGAUUUCAUGUUCGUUCGUGCCGUGGUGCCGAUUCGUGAAGGGGAAGAGGUCACCAUUUCGUAUACGAAUACAGAGAGGGAUUUUUCAGCGAGGAAGGCUAAUUUUAAAGAUUUGGACUUUACAUGCUCCUGCCUCCUCUGUGAGAUUCAAGAAGGUGAAGAGGCAUCAACCAGGGAACGUAGGAAGCAGGUCAUGAAAUCUAUUAAGUUUGCCGCGCUGGGGGACUUGUGUCCAAAAAAUGUGAGGAAGAUACUCAAGAAUAUUUCAGAGUUGGAGUCACUGCAAAAAAUCUACCCAAAGUUGCACGUUUUUUUCAACGAUGAAAUAUUUACCUACUUGGGAUCCAAACUCGCAGAGGCAGGCAUGUUCCGAGAUUUUUUGUUUAUCAUGGAAAAGAUUCACUUCGUCACUGAAGAUUCGGUAAUGUGUAUGAGUGCUGUGGCAGCAUCUUCGAAUAUUUUGGGGGCUCAUUUACUCAGUGAGGCGGCGAACGUGUCAGUUAUUAAGAAGUGGAUCAAGAUUGUGAAGCAUGAUUUGAUUGUGGCGUAUGGAUGUCUCGAACCGAUGCGGAUUCAGGCGCCUAAUAUUUUGAAGAGAUUGAAAACCAUGGGGUUUAAGUGGUAAUAAUAUCACCGUGAUUUUGAUUGAUGACUCCUUCUGGAUAACUGCUUUCAUUUUUUGGUUUAAAAUUUUCCGUAUAACUCCAUUUUUAUGAGUUAAAUAUUUGAUACACAUGUUGAAUUACUUAUUCAUUUUGAUUAUACAUAAAAAUAAUAUAGAGUAGUGACCUGAUUUAUAGAUGUAGUAGUAAUGUAUGACACUGUCUAAAUAAUGUGACCGCCUGACGAGGUCAGAAAUAAAUAUGUGCGAAAAUGGUUUUCAUAAUCAA
Messenger RNA from Folsomia candida, 2750 nucleotides. RefSeq lists its product as uncharacterized. Gene Ontology annotation, molecular function: protein binding. The transcript is spliced from 6 exons. Bases 326 to 2485 code for a protein of 719 amino acids. NCBI's taxonomy places the organism in Eukaryota, Metazoa, Arthropoda, Collembola, Entomobryomorpha, Isotomidae. The record is from RefSeq and is a predicted model, not a curated record.